This is a messenger RNA of Ciona intestinalis (vase tunicate), 2642 nucleotides long. The record is from RefSeq and is a predicted model, not a curated record. Lineage: Eukaryota; Metazoa; Chordata; Ascidiacea; Phlebobranchia; Cionidae.
UGACUCUCAGUUUGAGUGCGUGUCCAAAUGGGGAAUUCCCUUAUAAAAUCCCCCGCCUCACGAUUUCUUUAUUUUCUGUAUGUGUUUUAAACCUAAUGUUCUUUCUGUAUAACUAAAUUAUAACAAUUUUAAAUCUAGAAAAUAUGGCGGAGUACUUCUACGAUAAAUGGACAGACUUUAUUGAGUGCUGGGUCACACCAGUUACAAGAACUCUACAGGAAAAAAUGUAUCAAGCUUAUGUAACAAUUUGCUUUGUUGUUAAAAUCAUACAUCUACACUACCUACACUUAAAACAGAUUUAUAUUGCGCGAACUUUGCAUUGCGCUCUUUGUCAACUCUUCAUAGAAUAUCGUGAAGAAUUAUUCCAGGGCGUUUUAUCUGCUAGUACAAUAUUAACACCAGCUUUGGAGCAACAGCAUAACUCAAUCGUAGAGGCAAAAGUAAAGCGGUUUAUAAAGAAGUUAAAAUUGCCGAUAUUAAGUCAAAAAUACAAGGAACAAAUUUCAUGUGCACUUAAUGUGUAUUUCUAUCAUGUAAAACGUAUGGCUGCCGAAGCCAAUAAAUCCAGCCAAGAUUUUCAGUUCGGGCAAGUUGUUGUUCAGUUGGUAGCUGGUGACAUUGUAAAACAAGAAUGUGAUGUCAUAGUAAACAGUGUUGAUUCUUCAUAUAACUUAAAUUUAGGCAAAAUAUCUGCAUCAAUAUACAAACACGUGGAUAAACAAGUCCAGCAAGAAUGCCACCAGAAUCGCAUAGAUGGAUGUGAUUACUUUCGUUUAACAAGUGCUGGAAGUUUGCCUUGCAAGUGGAUCUUGCAUUUCGUGGUACCGGAUGAUCUUCAAGAGAUGUCUGAUUCAUUUCUGCAGCUUUUGCAGUAUGCUGAUUCUGAUGCUUUGCAAGCUAAAACAAUUGCAGUACCAUGUCUUGGAAUGGGAAACCAGCGAAAAAAACUUGAGUCUGUUAUUUUAUUCUUCAGAGAUUCAAUACAAUGUUUCACAUGUUUUGGCUCUGUAAAGUGCAUUCAGUAUAUCAAGAUCAUAAUACAAUCUAAGUCAUAUCAGGAGUUUUGUUCUUGCUUCCAACACAGCUUAACAAGCAGUCCAGUGGAAAAUGGUUUACAACUGAAAAGAGGAACAGUUUUUAACAAUGUCCAAAAAUGGAAUCAAUGUCAGUUUUGUGAAUAUGUAGCUCAUAAGCUGCAACUCACAGAGAUAGAGGAAUACAAGUUGCAGAAGAUUGCGUGUAAAACUCGAACCAAUAUUUCGAAAGAUGGUCCUAAAAGGAUAAAAAUCGAAGGCCUUAAAAAGGAUUUUGUGCUGCGUGCUGUGCCAAAAGUUACGAAGCUUCUCACAAAACUUAAAGCUGCCUAUACAGUUUCAAAUCAUGUACAAUGGUUGUAUUGGACAAGUUAUAAACUGAUACCAUACAAUACUGCUUCAUCUUAUAAGAUAGAGAUGGCUUAUCUUGAUGCAAAGAAUAAGGAAACCUACGAUGCAAAUACUCUUGUUGUGUUUGCUAAUCGAUGGAGGCAUCAGAUCAACUUUGAAAGAAUGAAAUACUUUACCAUAGAUUCAAAGCAUACUGGAAAAUUGCUUCGUAGAACAAAUGAUCUACCUAAAACAUGGGAUUUAACUGGAAAGCCAAAAUACUUAAAUUUUGUCAAUCCUCAGUCAGAGGAAUUCAAAGCUAUUGAAAACCGCUUGGCAACUGCUGUUCCAACCAUAUCUGACAUAAAGAUAGAGAGAGUACAGAAUGAAUCACUGUACCGGCUGUACAGUGUUAAGAAACAAGAGGUUCUUUUACAUCUUCAGUCUGAUCGUGUGGCUGAAAUGGAUUUGUAUCAUGGUAGUCCUAAUUAUGAAACAAUUGCAGGAACAUAUUUUAAUCGUGGAUAUGCAGGAGCAACAGGAACUCUUUAUGGCAAGGGUACAUAUUUUGCUACUGAAUUGCAAACAGCUAUGAAACAUUGUGACCGUCAAGAUGGAUACUAUACUGUCAUUCUAGCCACUGUUUUGACUGGCAACUAUACAAAAGGUUAUGGAAACAUGAGAGAUGCUGGUGUUAAUAAAGAUGGUGUUUUGUAUGAUAGUUCAGUUGACAACGAAUCAAAUCCAAAAUUUUUUGUUGUGUAUCACGAUGCGAGUGCAUACCCCAAAUAUGUGGUAACUUUUACCACAAAAAAGUAAUUUUUACUUAAUUUCUUCACUUCCUAGUUUGUAUUUCAAUUUAAUAAGUGCCGGCAAUCAUUUUUAUAUUUGUAAUUAGUUUAUUAGUUUCUCGUUUUUUGAUUACUUCCUAGAAAAUGUUAUUAUUCCAAUUUAAUAAGUUUUUAUCAUUUUUAUAUUUGUUAUUAUUUUAUUAGUAUCCCGUUUUUUUAUUCUUAUUCCCAUUUCAUAAAUUUUAAUCAUUUUAAUUUUUGUAAUUAGUUUAUUAGUAUCUCAUUAUUUGAUUCCUUUCUGUCAAAUAUUAUUAUUCCCAUUUAAUAAGUUCCAAUCCUUUUAAUUUUUGUAAUCACUUUAUUAGUAUUUCGGAUUUUUGUAACUCCCUAUAAAAUGUUAUUAUUGCUUUCAUUCUACUAUCUACAUCUUUCUUCACUGCAAAAACAGUAUUCAUUCUGAUUCCCAUAAUACAUUAACUUACUAUAA